Messenger RNA from Stegodyphus dumicola, 2271 nucleotides. Its product is annotated as glutamate receptor 1-like. Gene Ontology annotation, molecular function: signaling receptor activity; ligand-gated monoatomic ion channel activity. Lineage: Eukaryota; Metazoa; Arthropoda; Arachnida; Araneae; Eresidae. The record is from RefSeq and is a predicted model, not a curated record. Gene Ontology annotation, cellular component: membrane. Gene Ontology annotation, biological process: monoatomic ion transport.
GUUGCUCCAAAAGUCUUUCACACAGUCAAAGAUCUAAUUGUGAAAAAAUGUAAACAAUAUGAAUAUGGUUUGCUAAAACUUCAACAUAUCUUUCGUUUGACGUCCGAUAACUAUAAGUUAGAAGUCAAAGUCGUAAAACGCAUCACAAAUGCUUCAGACGCAAAUGCCUUUUUGCAUUCUUUGGAGUUUAAGGAAAGAGAAAGUUUGAAGUAUGUCGUCCUGGACUGUAGUGCUGACACAGCGAGAAAGAUUAUUGUACAGCACGUCCGUGAUAUUUACAUGGGACGAAGAAAUUAUCAUUUUCUUCUUACUAGCUUGGUUAUGGAUGAAUACUUAAAUAGUCAAGUACUAGAGUUCGGAGCCAUUAAUGUUACUGGCUUCCGAAUAUUACAGCCAACAAGCCAAGACUUUCGCGAAUUUGUCCCUGCUUGGCGUUCUUUAGAUCCCGUCCGAUGGCCUGGGGCUGGAACUGAUUAUAUUUCGGCUGAGUCUGCUCUUAUGUAUGACGUCGCAAAAGUUAUACUCGAUGCAUACAGCCGCCUGUUAAGAAGAAAUCCAGAUAUUUUCAGAAAUAAUUUCCGAAGAGGUGAAGUAUAUAACAACGGCACACGAGGCAUAGAUUGUCGAAGAGCACCAGUAUUACCAUGGGAACACGGAGAGAGGAUUGCCAGGAUAUUCAAGAAGACUCAGAUUCAAGGACUGACUGGCAACAUAUCAUUCGAUGAAUUAGGAUUUCGGACGAAUUUUUCUAUCGAUGUUGUAGAAAUGACUGUGAAUAGCGAAAUGGUUAAGAUUGCUGAAUGGUCUGACAGAAAUAAUCUGACCAUGAUACCUCCUGUUCGUAAAAGAGUUCCAGAAUCUCAAGUUAUUUUUGAAAACAAAACAUAUAUAGUGACUAGCAUAUUAGAGGAGCCGUAUUUGAUGAAGAAAAAAAGUGAACCUGGUGUUAUUUUAGAAGGAAAUGAAAGUUUCGAAGGUUAUUGUAAAGAUCUUGCAGAUUUGAUAGCUGAAUAUUUGAAGUUCAGUUAUAUAUUAAAGCUUGUUAAUGAUUCUAACUAUGGUGGUCUUGAUCCUAACUCACCAGUUGGAUGGAAUGGAAUGGUCGGUGAACUUAUUGGGAAGCAAGCAGACAUGGCUAUCGCUCCUCUUACAAUAACCUCGGCAAGAGAACGAGUCAUUGAUUUUACGAAGCCUUUCAUGUCUCUGGGUAUCAGCAUCAUGAUAAAGAAACCUAUGAAGAAGAAGCCUGGGGUGUUUUCCUUCAUGAACCCACUCUCCAAGGAAAUAUGGAUGUGCAUUAUCUUCGCAUACGUCGGAGUUUCUGUUGUUCUUUUCUUAGUCAGUCGCUUUUCUCCUCAUGAAUGGCGCUAUGAAGAUUCCUUCAUUGGACCUUCAGUUGCAAAUGACUUUUCGCUCUACAACAGCCUUUGGUUCUCUCUUGGUGCUUUCAUGCAACAAGGGUGUGAUAUCUGUCCCAGAUCUAUUGGAGGACGAAUUGUCGGAAGCGUUUGGUGGUUCUUCACUCUUAUUAUCAUCUCUUCGUAUACCGCCAAUCUUGCUGCAUUUCUAACAGUAGAGAGAAUGGUCACUCCCAUCAAUUCCGCCGAUGAUCUGGCUAAACAAACAGAAGUCGAAUAUGGCACACUGAGAUAUUCCUCAACCCAAGAGUUUUUCAAGCGAUCCAAAAUUACGGUUUAUGCUCGAAUGUGGGAGUUCAUGAAUUCCAGGAAGCAUGUUUUUGUAUCAUCAUAUGAAGAAGGCAUUAGACGUGUUCGAGAGUCAAAAGGAAAGUAUGCCUUUCUCAUGGAGUCCACAAAGAAUGACUACAUCAAUGAAAGGCAGCCUUGUGAUACUAUGAAAGUUGGUCGUAACCUUGAUGCCAAAGGUUAUGGUGUUGCAACACCACUUGGAUCAAACUUGAGGGACCAACUCAAUUUGGCUGUCUUAUCUCUAAAAGAAAAAGGUGAUCUAGCAAGAUUAGAAAAUAAAUGGUGGUAUGACAGAAGUGAAUGUAGAAAUGGGGAUACGAAGGAAUCUUCGCAAAAUGAACUUACACUUAGCAACGUUGCUGGAUGCUUCUACAUCCUUAUUGGUGGACUUGUCUUGGCCAUGGUUGUUGCAUUACUAGAAUUCUGCUAUAAAGCCAGAAUAGAAGCUAUGCGAUCAAAGAUGAGCAUCUGUGAAGCUAUGGCUAGCAAAGUCAGGCUAUCGAUUACUGGAGGAAAUGAAACAGAUAGAGGCCGGGUAAUGAGUGGCUCUGUCUGAUUGGUA